Aspergillus piperis CBS 112811 is the source of this 1071-nucleotide messenger RNA. Its product is annotated as ML domain-containing protein. The transcript has 2 exons. Lineage: Eukaryota; Fungi; Ascomycota; Eurotiomycetes; Eurotiales; Aspergillaceae. Gene Ontology annotation, molecular function: sterol binding. The record is from RefSeq and is a predicted model, not a curated record. Gene Ontology annotation, biological process: intracellular sterol transport. The coding region runs from base 1 to 591 and encodes 196 amino acids.
AUGAAGCUCUUAUCAACCGCCGCUACAUUCCUCCUCUGCGUCGCCCCCUUCUCUACCGCCCGGUCUUUGGACUUCUUCAACUCUCAAACUCCCAUCCAAGCAGAAAAUGAGGCUGUGAAAGGCGAUAACCCCCUCGAGUACUGCAAUGAUCCUUCAAGCUAUCUUUUGCAAAUAGAUCAUGUCGACUUAACGCCUAAUCCUCCUUUGCCUGGAAAGACUCUCAUCAUCCAAGCCACGGGUACCCUGAAUGAGAAGAUCGAAGAGGGCGCUUAUGUGAAUCUGGAGGUCAAAUAUGGCUUGAUUACUUUGGUCAGGCAGACGGCCGACCUGUGCGAGCAGAUCGUCAAUGUUGACCUCGAAUGCCCUCUGGAGAAGGGCGAGAUGACCUUGACUAAACAAGUUGAGCUGCCCAGACAGAUCCCUCCGGUACGUGAUUACCUAUGGUACACCACUAUCGAUGUCGAAUUUAACCAGGUCAUGAUCAAUCAACAGGGCAAGUACACUGUGCAUGCCGACGUUUACACCAAAGACGAUAAGCAUGUUACCUGCCUUCAGGCCCGUAACAUCGAGUUCAAGGCUGGCUUUAUGUGAAAGCUGACUCGGCACUUCUGAGUACAUGGCCGCGAUACAUAUUUAGCGCUGUUGACGCUGGAUGUCCUUGCGUUUUAUCGCCCAUAACGAGCUGACGUUACUACUUGCAUAUGUUGUCGUUUUGUUUCUCCACUUGCCACUACUUAAGCCCGCCUUUAUCCUCGAGCCUCACAGUGACAUGCCAAUGUUUACGAAAGCCAUGCCACGCUCUACGAUUGUUGCUAACUUUCCGUUCCGCUACGUCUUCAACGGUGUUUUGGGUCUUGGUUUAGUGCCACAUAUUGUAGUCCAUCCUUAUCAUUGUUAUUAUAAUUCGUGACCUUCUUUCACUGGCAUUACCUAGCAUCUGUACUAAAAUUCAUAUGAAACAUUGAUCCCAUUGACAGCAUAGCCUAUGAAGCGUGCUAGUAAGUAGUCAGGCUUAGUGACCAGCGCAGCGAAAAACCGGUAAAGGUGGGCUCUGUGAACUUAGUGUUGUCA